Messenger RNA from Lathyrus oleraceus (garden pea), 1906 nucleotides. Its product is annotated as probable glycerol-3-phosphate acyltransferase 8. Gene Ontology annotation, cellular component: membrane. Gene Ontology annotation, molecular function: phosphatase activity; glycerol-3-phosphate 2-O-acyltransferase activity. The coding region runs from base 168 to 1685 and encodes 505 amino acids. Lineage: Eukaryota; Viridiplantae; Streptophyta; Magnoliopsida; Fabales; Fabaceae. Gene Ontology annotation, biological process: cutin biosynthetic process. The transcript has 3 exons. The record is from RefSeq and is a predicted model, not a curated record.
CAACAGUUCUAAGAAACUAAAACACGAGAAUUUUCAAGGCUAAAUCCGUAAUUCACCAUCUCUGAAACUACAUUUAAAACCGGACGUUCCCCCACCUUCACUUCUCGCGCUCUCUGUUAUUACAAAGAAAAGAAAUAGAAACUACAGCUGUCACCGCCGUAACAGAAAUGGCGACGCCGAAACUGAAACGUAACUUCCCUCCGAUAACGGAAUGUAACGGAGUCACGUCUUCUUCUUCGCCGCGUGAAACUGUUGCCGCUGAUCUUGACGGUACUCUUCUCAUUUCUCGAAGCUCUUUUCCUUACUUCAUGCUCGUCGCCGUUGAAGCUGGAAGUCUCCUCCGUGGCUUCAUUCUACUCCUUUCUCUUCCCCUAGUGAUCAUCUCUUACCUCUUCAUAUCUGAAUCUCUCGGUAUUCAGAUUCUCAUCUUUAUCUCCUUCUCCGGUCUCAAAAUCCGUGACAUCGAACUCGCUUCACGCGCCGUGCUUCCAAGGUUUUAUGCUGCGGAUGUGAGGAGAGAGAGCUUUGAGGUGUUUGAUCGGUGCAAACGGAAGGUAGUGGUGACGGCGAAUCCGACGGUGAUGGUGGAGGCGUUUGUGAAGGACUAUCUCGGCGGUGAUAAGGUUUUGGGAACGGAGAUCGAGGUGAAUCCUAAGACGAAGAAGGCAACUGGAUUCGUGAAGAAAUCCGGUGUGCUUGUUGGAGAUUUGAAGCGUUUGGCGGUUACGAAAGAGUUUGGUGAUGAAUUACCUGAUAUUGGACUUGGAGAUCGCAAAACUGAUCACGAUUUCAUGUCUAUAUGCAAGGAAGGGUACAUGGUACCUCCAAGCAAAUCAGCAAAACCAGUUCCUCUAGAGCGUCUAAAGAGCCGAAUCAUCUUCCACGAUGGUCGCUUUGUACAGCGUCCAGACCCGAUAAACGCCAUUAUCACCUUCGCCUGGAUCCCAUUCGGCUUCAUCCUCUCCCUCAUCAGAGUCUACUUCAACCUCCCACUCCCUGAACGCAUAGUUCGCUACACCUAUGAACUCCUCGGCAUCAAGCUUGUAAUCAGCGGCCACCGUCCUCCGCCACCAUCUCCAGGAACCCCCGGAAACCUCUAUGUUUGCAACCACCGCACCGCCCUCGACCCCAUCAUCAUCGCCAUUGCCCUAGGCCGCAAAGUGUCAUGUGUCACCUACAGCGUCAGCAAACUCUCCCGCUUCCUUUCACCAAUCCCCGCUGUCGCCCUCACCCGAGACCGUGCCGCAGAUGCAGCCCGCAUCACCGAGAUUCUCCAAAAGGGUGACCUCGUUGUGUGCCCAGAAGGCACCACGUGCCGUGAACCUUUCUUGCUACGGUUCAGUGCUCUGUUUGCUGAACUGAGUGAUAGGAUCGUUCCCGUAGCUAUUGAUUGCAAACAGAACAUGUUCUUUGGGACCACUGUUCGUGGAGUCAAAUUCUGGGACCCUUAUUUCUUCUUCAUGAAUCCUAGGCCUGUUUAUGAGGCUAGGUUUCUUGACCGGCUACCGGAAGAGAUGUCAGUUAAGGCUGGUGGGAAAUCUUCUAUUGAGGUUGCUAAUCAUGUGCAGAAGGUUUUGGGGGAUGUGCUUGGAUUUGAGUGUACUGGUUUGACAAGAAAAGAUAAGUAUCUGUUGCUUGGAGGAAAUGAUGGGAAGGUGGAGUCCAUGUAUGGUGUCAAAAAGUGAGGGAAAAAAUACCAGUAAUCAACUCCUUUUACCAACUAUCACUAAAAAUUUGGUGCAUUAAGCAUAUAUAGUUGAUUAGUAAGUCAAAUUUAAGAAGAGUAUCCCAUUCGAAUUUCUGAGUUUGGGUUUUAAAAGUUGGAAUUUGAGUACUAUCAUUUUUAUUAUAUUGAAUUUGCAUUGUUUUUGUCCAAUAAUAAUUCCUGAUACCUUAUUAGUUUUUA